Molecule: messenger RNA, 1491 nt
Organism: Cyprinus carpio (common carp)
Lineage: Eukaryota; Metazoa; Chordata; Actinopteri; Cypriniformes; Cyprinidae
Product: transmembrane 4 L6 family member 19-like
Cellular component (GO): membrane
Source: RefSeq, a predicted model, not a curated record
UAUAAGUAAGCCUGCUGGGAUUUCUCUGUUUGUACAUUUAGUAUACUGUAAUUUUGCAGACUGGUGCACAUUUAUGUCAUGAUUAAAGUGGUUUGAUAUUUCUUAUUUGCUGUCGUUUGACCGCCAGUGGUUAGUAUGGUGUGAGUUUUUCAUGAGUGCAGUGUGACUCUUUUAGUUUCACCAUCCUCAGCUGUUUGUGUGUGUCACAGAAUCGUGGGUAGGAAACACUCAGCUGUAUUUAAGCAGGCAAAGUUCCUCAUCUUGGAAUAAUCAAAGGCUCACGGCUGAAGACUCUACUUAGCUUUCCUCACAACACACCUGCUUUCUCUGCUGGCAGAUUUUCAUCCUAAAACUAUAUUCUACAGUCACAGAACAGGAUCGCUGGGCGGCUGAGAUGUGUACCGGUCACUGCUCCAGGUCUGUGGGAAUGGCUCUGAUCCCUAUAGCCAUCGUCUGCAUGCUGGCAAAUGCACUGCUGCUGUUUCCUGAUCUGAAGUAUCAGUACCUGACAGAGAAUCAUGUGACCAGAGAGGCCAUGUGGUGCUCUGGGAUCUGGGCAUCAGGGCUUCUGGUGCUUGUGGCUGCGCGAGGAUUUACAACACACUACGAAAAGAAAGGAUGCUGUUAUUUUACUACUGAGGUUUUGCGUAAGUUGGGCUACACAUGUUUGGCUAUUCUGGCAGCUGGCUUGUGUUUCGUGGUGAGCGGGACAGGGCUGGUGCUGGGACCCCUCUGUUUACACAACAGCACUGAUGGCCUAAAGUGGGGACGGCCAUUAAAACAAGUCAAAACUGGAGAGCAGCUUUACCUCUAUGCUCCGGAGCGGUGGCCAUCUGCCUGUGUGGAGCCUCGACGUGUUGUGGUCUGGAAUAUGGCUCUUUUCUCUGUCCUCAUGGCAGCGAGUGGCCUUCAGCUCAUUUUCUGCAUUCUUCAUCUCCUCAUCGCCUUACUGGAGUUCAUGUGCAGACCCAGCUUCUGCAAGAAUAAGGUUGUUCCUGCUUGAAAUGACUAGAGGUUCUAUUUAUUUCCUCUCCAUGUGAGAAUGAGAAGGACUUUUUUGGGGUUAAAAAGCCAGCUAUGACUGCUUAACUUACUUUAAACAGAGAGAGAGAGAGAGAGAGAGAGAGAGAGAGAGAAAAUAGAAAUGGGAAGUGGAUUGCGAAAGCCAGUUUUCACAUCCAUUAAGUGUUUUACUGCACUAUCAUCACACACGUCCAGUCUUAAGAGUGAUUUUAGUGACAGUAAACUUUGAAUCCCAGAAACACUUGAACAGAUAAAAUACCUUGAAUAAUCCACUAAAAGCAUAGAGACAAUAAGCUGUUUCAAAUAGUCUUUAUAGUAAUAUAUAUUCAGAAUGCACUUUAAUAUUUAUGCACUGUAUAGUAAUGUAAUUUCAUGUAUAUGUAUGUGUUGAUACUGAAAUGCUUAGUGUUAGAAGAUGUUAUUUUUAAUAUUUGAUUUCUACAAGAUUAAAAACUAACUGUAUGAACA